Messenger RNA from Anopheles nili, 5682 nucleotides. Its product is annotated as cadherin-23. The record is from RefSeq and is a predicted model, not a curated record. Gene Ontology annotation, biological process: calcium-dependent cell-cell adhesion; adherens junction organization; cell morphogenesis. Bases 1 to 5682 code for a protein of 1893 amino acids. The transcript has 13 exons. Gene Ontology annotation, molecular function: calcium ion binding; cadherin binding. NCBI's taxonomy places the organism in Eukaryota, Metazoa, Arthropoda, Insecta, Diptera, Culicidae. Gene Ontology annotation, cellular component: plasma membrane; catenin complex; adherens junction.
AUGAAACAAAACCGUUUAACCGAUAAGCUGGAAAUGGAAAUACUCAAACGUACCGUUUGUCGGCUUAAAACCGCUCGCCGUGCCUGGCGAACCAGCCAUCACCUACUCCUGCAGAUUGUUGUCUUACUGAGCGUUUGCCUGCCACUGGUAAGCUGCAAUCGCGCACCGGUGUUCCUCAUAGACGAUCACGCCGAGAUUGUAAUUCGGUUGAAGGAGUUUCCCGAGACACCGGUCGGUACGCUCAUUUAUCGGUUGCGCGGUUACGACGCGGAUGGUGAUCCACUCACGUUCGGUGUGCAGAAAAGCGCCGACAGCCACAUCAUAAGACUGAAACAGAACGCCUCGAGUGAGGCGUACAUCUACCUCAACACCGAGCUGGACCGCGAGGCUCGCGAGGAGUACACCCUAAUUCUAACACUCACCGACGGGCGGCUGGGUGAGGGUAACUUUGUGACGCAGAGUUUCCUGCUGCUGGUGGAGGACAUCAACGACAACGAGCCAAUCUUUAAACCGUUCGCUUCGGUGCUGGAGGUGGCCGAAGACAGCCCUCCAGGUAUCCUGACGACGCUUGAGGCUGUGGAUAAGGACGAGGGCGCUUACGGACAGGUGGUCUACUAUCUGCAGGGUUUGUCCGAGGAAGCGAAUGUGUUCUCGAUUACGACCGCGAAUGGGAAAGGCGUUGUCCGGUUGGCUAGAGCACUGGAUUACGAGAGACAGCACUUCUACCACAUCAACGUGUUGGCAGUUGAUCGAGCAAUACAGGGAAGGAUCAACACCGGAACGGCGGCACUGUUGGUGAGGGUGAAGGAUGUUGAAGAUCAACCACCGGAGUUCUUGGUGACACAACCGGUCGUGAGGGUUCCAGAAGAUGCCCCUGUAGGUUCGGAAGUGAUGCGCGUGAAAGCCGUCGAUGGUGAUAGAGGCAUCAACAACCGUAUCAUCUACGGCAUAUCGAACAACGGCAGUGAGCUGUUUGAAAUCGACCGUACGAAGGGUUCAUUAAGGACGAAGCACAAGCUCGACCGGGAGGACCCAGACAAUCCCAUCAAUGGGGCGUUUAUUCUGGAAGUCGUCGCCACCGAAGAAAGCAAGCAACAGCCCGCACCUUCUGCUACGAUGGAAAUCACGGUCAUCGUGACGGAUGUAAACGAUGAAGUACCUCGCUUUCGGAACAUCGCGUACGAGUGUGAGAUUAGUGAGAACGCACAGGAGAAUACCCUGGCCACGUUCGUGGACGGCAGCGUCAACGAGGUGUUCGAUUACGAUCAAGGCAAGAACGGUACCUUUCGGUUGACUCUUCAGCCUCCCAGCGACAUCUUCGAGGUGAUCCCCAAGCGGGCCAUCAACGAGGCCAAAUUUGGCUUAAGGGUGAAAGACCCAACCCAACUCGACUUCGAGCGCAUCCGCGAGUUAACACUCACCGUGGUAGCGAGUGAGAUCGAGUCGGCAGGACGCACCAGUACGGCGCAGGUUCGCGUGCAGGUACUCGACCAGAACGACAACUUCCCGGAAUUUCUUCAGCCUGUCUACGAGAUUGACGUACCGGAGAAUGUGACAACCGGCACGGCAUUGGUGCAGAUUCAGGCGACCGACGGUGACUCGGGUGCGUACGGAACCGAAGGUAUUCGCUACACCAACCUGACCGGCAGCAUCUCUAGCUCGCUGUAUCUCGACCCACUCACGGGAAUCAUCACGAUCACGUCCACUGAGCCACCUGUGUUCGAUCGGGAGAUUGUCCAAAAACACUAUCUCUCGGUGGAAGCCCGCGAUAAUGGUGGCCGAGGAAAUCGGAACACGGUACCACUCGUACUCACGCUGCUCGAUGUGAACGACAAUGCGCCCAUGUUCGUCCAAAAGGCGUACGAGGUUCGGCUGAAGGAGAACGCGUUCGAGUUCGAGUCCCCGGUUGUGGUGGAGGCUCGUGAUCUCGACCUGGAGGGAUCACCGAACAGCGCCAUCCAGUACCGAUUACUGAGCACCAGCAAUUCGGAGUACUUCCAGCUGGACCGCAAAACAGGCCGCUUGGCGGUUCGGGAAGCUGUAGACUUUGAGCGGCUAGAGGGCGCUGGUAGCGACACACGCAUCAUAUCGCUCACGGUGGAGGCCGCCGACAGUGGUUCACCCGCGAUGACGGCUCAGGUCGUAGUGACGGUGUACGUGCAGGAUGUGAACGAUUACGCACCGGUGUUCCUGGAGGCACAGUACGCCAUUGUGAUCCCGGAGGACACGCCUAGCGGGUUGCCGGUGUUGCGUGUGACUGCGAUGGACAGUGACGGUUCGUUCCCGAACAAUCUCGUGACCUACCGGAUACAGCAGGGUGCGGACGGUCGAUUUGUGAUUGGAGCCUCGACCGGUGAGAUAUCCAUUACACAUGGUGCGUCUCUCGAUCCGAAUCUGGUCGCGCCAGAUGAACUGGGGUCUGGGUCUAGCUACGAGUUAGAGGUGAUAGCAACCGAUGGGGGCAACGGCGAUCAACAGCUGCAGGGUUCGUGCAUGGUCAACAUCACUGUUACGGAUGUGAACAACAAACCGCCGUACUUCGUCGGUCCUACGGCUGUGGCCGUGCGCGAGAACACACCCGUAGGUACCGAGGUGUACCGGCUGAUGGCAAACGACCCGGAUGAUGGCGCCAUGUUGCGGUUCUACAUUGACCGUAGUCUGUCAGAGGCCAAAACCGAGGAAGGCGCACUGGUAAAGCUGGACGAUUACGACUUUGUGGCGGCCUUCAUUCUCAAUGAAACGAAUGGAUUGCUUAAGAUAGCGAAGCUGUUAGACCGCGAGAAGAUCUCCGAAAUCAAGCUUGCCUGCGUUGUGGAGGACGUGGCGGCCGAACGUGGCGAUCAGAUGGCCAGUGCGACGUUGAAGGUAACCAUACUCGACGAGAACGACAACAACCCAAAGUUCCGCAAGCCAUUCUACAAGCACUCGAUCGCCGAAAACAGUCAAUACGGAGUGACCGUUUGCACCGUGGUGGCAGAGGACGCCGACCAAAACAAGACCGUCAAGUACAGUCUCGAGGGCGACAAGGCCGUUCUGGAGCUGCUACACGUGGACGACGAGACAGGCGAGAUUGUAGUGCGCAACCGGAUCGAUCACGAAGAGUUCGGUUGGUUGAACUUCUCGGUACGUGCUGCGGACACUGGCAGUCCUCCGAGAGCGUCCUUCGUGGAGGUGUUCGUACAGGUACUGGACGAGAAUGACAACAACCCGUACUUUGUGGAUAGCGUCAGUGACUUCUACGUCUCGGAGAAUGCUUCCAUCGGGACGGAGAUUGCUGCCAUCCUGGCGAAGGACAUGGAUUCGGGUGAUUUCGGACGCAUCACGUACAUCUUGGAUCGUGUUAGUGCGAAGGAAAAGUUCAGCAUCGACGCGGAAAAAGGCAUCCUGAAGGUGGCGGGUGCGCUGGACCGCGAAGAGACGGCUGAGUACAUGAUGGCAGUCGAAGCCUGGGACAACUACCCGUACGGAUACCUCAAUGGGGAGAGCCGGAAUGCCUUCAAGCAUAUUCUCGUUCACGUACUGGACGAUAACGAUAACGUACCUGUCAUCCAGAAGCCUUCCGGGUGCAGCAUGAUCACGGAAUACCACAAUAUCAACGACCCCAUCGUAAAGGUGCGGGCGACGGACGCGGACGAUCCAUCGCACGGGAAUGGCCAACUGAGCUUCGACAUCAGUGACGCUUCUGGAAUCUUUUACGUCCAGCAGGUGUCCGCGCAGUACGCCGAGAUAUACUCCCGAGGACCGCUGAAGAACCUGCACGGUAACUACACACUGGAGCUGAUCGUGAGCGAUCUCGGUAGCGUUCCCAAUACCGCACGAGCGAUGGUUGGGAUUUGCGUCACCGAUUUCAAUGACCACGCGCCGGUGUUCGUCGUCCCAAGCGGAAACACCACGGUAAAGGUGUUUGAGAACACAACCAUCGGGAAGCCGUUCUUCCAGGUGCAUGCAUACGACGAGGAUGUUGGCGAGAAUGCGAUAGUCCGCUAUCGAUUGAAAAUGGACACCUCGGGCAACUACCGGAAGUUUUCCAUCGACAAGGAGACGGGUGAGCUGAGUGUGGCAGCGCCGCUCGACCGUGAGCAGCAGAUGAUCUACGAUCUGCGGAUUGAGGCGUACGAUCAGGGCGUUCCAACACCGCUCAGCAGUAGUGUCGAUCUGAUCGUGUACGUGCGAGAUGUAAACGACAAUCUGCCCCAGUUUCUGCUCAAGGAGAUAAGUCUCAAUUUUACCGAGCAUACGACACCUGGCGUGGAGCGGAUACGCUUGCCGGACACAGUUGACCAGGACUAUCUCGAUCCUCUGGAAGGACCAGCGUCGUCAGUGGUGUGCUAUUACAUCGUGCAGGGGAAUGAUGCCGAACACUUCGGGCUGGAUCCGGUUACGCAUGACCUGACGGUUGAGAAGGAAUUAGAUCGCGAGCAGAUGGCUCUCUUCAGGUUGAACAUCCAAGCUUCAGAGGAUUGCACCAACAUCAACCGCUCCUUGGAAAUGAGCGGACAUCCCGGCAAUCUAUUGAAAGCCACGGUCUACGUAAACGACAUCAACGAUAAUUCGCCAGUGUUUGAGUCGAAAAUAUUCACCGGAGGCAUCUCAACGUCGUCUCAGUUCGGUGCCACUAUUCUUCGGCUAAAGGCCAACGACGCGGAUGAUGGGUUGAAUGGGCUAGUGAGGUACUACCGACACGGUGAAGUACGGAAAACACUCGCCGAGGGCCUCGACGAUCUGCGACAUGAUCCGUUUCUGGUGGACGCGGAAACUGGCAACGUGCUGUUGAACUUCUUCCCCCAGAAGUCCAUGCGGGGAUACUUUGACUUCCCGGUGACGGCGAACGAUUCGUACGGCUGUCAUGAUCGCGCGCACGUGUUCAUCUACCUCAUCCGCGAAGACCAGCGAGUGAAGUUCAUUCUGCGCCAACGCCCGUCGGAGAUCCGGCACAACAUCCAGAGUUUCCGGGAGAUAUUGAGCAAUGUGAGUGGAUGCAUCGUUAACAUCGACGAAAUACGGUUGCACGAGAACCCGGAUGGUUCAGUCGAUCGGACGAAGAGCGACAUGUUCAUGCAUCUGGUGGACCAAAAGAACAACUCCGUCCUGGAAGUGCAUCAGGUGUUGCAGCUGCUGGACAAACACGUCGAGAAGCUUGACCGGUUGUUUAAGGAAUUCAACGUCCUGGAUACACAGGCGUCUGAGCUAGUGCAGACGCACGAAAUCGACGAGCUGUCGGUGAACAUCAUUUGGUUGUUUGUGACGAACAUCAUUCUGGGAGCGAUUCUCAUAGUCGUGAUCGGGCUUUCAGUGUCGCAGCGAUUAUCCUACCGGAGGCGUCUCAGAGCGGCCAAAAUAGCCGCAUACGGCACCUCAGGACCCAGCCGGAUGUACCAAGAGGUGCUCGGGGCCGUACCCAACACCAACAAACACAGCGUGAAGGGCAGCAAUCCAAUCUGGAUGAGCAGUGGCAGUCCGGAGGGCGAAUGGAUGAAGGACGAGUUCGACAAGUGCAAGGACGCGAUCGAUGCCCAGUACGAGCGGUCGCUCAGUUCAGGGUUCUUCAUCGACAACUGCCUGCAGUACGAAGCGCGUAAAGCCGCCAGCGGACCGGAGGCGAACAACGCCGCCAACUAUCAGAUCAAACGUGGCAGCGAGACGGCACUGUGUGCACGAAAUCUAGAAACGACCGAGCUGUAA